Molecule: messenger RNA, 1253 nt
Organism: Thermothelomyces thermophilus ATCC 42464
Lineage: Eukaryota; Fungi; Ascomycota; Sordariomycetes; Sordariales; Chaetomiaceae
Exons: 2
Coding region: 135-1022 (295 amino acids)
Molecular function (GO): GTPase activity
Source: RefSeq, a predicted model, not a curated record
GGAAAUUCUGCCAGGCGGAAUUCUGAACUUUAGUCAUGUAACUUGAGGGGCACGUUGAACAAGCACGCCCUCCGAAAUCAUCAUUACUCCAGUUACUUCCACAGCGCCGUGAAGAAACUAAGCACCUCUCAGUCAUGAGCAAGUACGGCGUGAUGGUUAUGGGCCCCGCGGGGGUAGGCAAGUCGACCUUCUGCGCAAGCCUCAUUACGCACCUCCAGCUAAACCGCCGUUCUGCGUUCUACGUGAACCUCGAUCCUGCGGCCGAGCACUUCGAGCACCCGCCAGACCUCGACAUUAAAGACCUGAUCUCGCUGGAGGAUGUGAUGGACGAGUUGAAACUUGGCCCCAACGGGGGGCUGCUCUACUGCUUCGAGUUCUUAAUGGAGAACCUGGAUUUUCUUUCAGAAGCCCUCGAGUUUCUGACGGAAGAAUAUCUCGUCAUCUUCGACAUGCCGGGCCAGAUCGAACUCUACACCCAUGUCCCCGUCGUCCCAACCCUGAUCAAGUUCCUCACGCAGGCGGGAGCCUUGGACAUGCGGUUAUGCGCCGCGUACCUUCUCGAUGCCACGUUCGUCAUCGAUCGCGCAAAGUACUUCGCCGGGUCGCUCAGCGCAAUGAGCGCCAUGAUCAUGUUGGAGAUACCGCACCUCAACAUCCUGAGCAAGAUGGACUUGCUCAAGGACCAGAUGCGGAAAAAGGACUUUAAGCGGUUCCUCGUGCCGGAUACGACGCUACUCGAGGACGACCCGGCAGAUCGCUCGCGGAGAAAAGUCAAAGUCGACGUCCAUAGCGCAGACCCCACGGACAAGGACGCCAUCAUGUCUGGCGCGACCUUCAAGCAGCUGAAUGCGGCCGUUGCCAACCUCAUUGAGAGCUUCAGCAUGGUCAGCUACCUGAAACUCGACAGCACCGAUGAAGACAGCGUGCAGGCGAUUCUCAGCUACAUCGACGACUGUAUACAGUUCCACGAGGCACAGGAGCCCAAAGAGCUGGCUGACGAGGAAUACGAUGAGGACGAAUGAAUGAUUUUUGGUUUCCUUUUCGUUUCGGGGGAGGGUCGGGGAACAAAUGAUUGUUUAGACAGGCUUGAUGUUUCGGCACGGUUGGAUUCGUUUUUGCGGUCAACGGCCCAAGGUGAUUUGCAUAGCGACGGCGCCCGGAUCACAAAAUUGUGCCUGUAUUUUUUUUUUGUUUUUUUUCUCUCUCCGCGGGCUUUUGGGCUUUUGCGAUCAUGUCGAUGUCAUUCCGAACGA